Molecule: messenger RNA, 2685 nt
Organism: Notechis scutatus (mainland tiger snake)
Lineage: Eukaryota; Metazoa; Chordata; Lepidosauria; Squamata; Elapidae
Source: RefSeq, a predicted model, not a curated record
AUGCCAAAAUGGGUGCCUGACUGGGACAGGCAAGCAGAAACUCUGCAGGCACUUAAGCCCACCCGCUCCUUCGCCUAUCAAAUCAGCAAAGAUAACAAGAAGAUCAACAAGCUGAAGAAGGCUGUGGCAGCCGCCCAGACCUUCUUCUCAGCCAAUCCGGACCACGCCGAGAUGCGGCAGAACCUGGCUUAUUACCAGAUGAUGGUUGGGGUCAAAGAUUCGGAUUUUAUUGAUUUGGAGGCUAAACCCCACAUGCAAGAUUUCCACCUGGGUGUGAGUUACUACACGGAGGAGAAUCCUCAGGCAGCCAUUUUGCACCUGGAGAAGGCGCUGGAUGAAUACUGGGUAGCCGACGAGGAGUGCCGGGUCCUCUGCGAAGAGCCGUACAACCACGAUGGUUACAACUACCUCGAAUACAAUGCCGACUUCUACCAAGCCUUUAUCGAUCAUUACACCCAAGUGCUGAACUGCAAGCAAGGAUGCGUGACCGAGUUGGCGCAGGAAGCCGGUCAGGAGAAACCCAACGAAGACUUCCUCCCGUCUCACUUCAACUACCUACAGUUCGCCUAUUACAACAGUGGCCACUAUGGGAAGGCAGUCGAAUGCGCAAAAACCUACUUGCUUUUCUUCCCGAACGACAAUGUGAUGAAGCAGAAUGUGGCUUAUUACGCAGCUAUGCUGGGAGAAAACCUGGCCGAACACAUCGGGCCCAGAGAGAAAGUCCAGAUUUAUCGCCGGCGGAGUCUUUUAGAGAAGGAAUUACUCUAUUUUGCCUAUGACAUCUUUGGCAUUCCUUUCAUCGAUCCGGACACAUGGACCCCGGAAGAAGUCAUUCCCAAGAGGCUUCAGGAGAAACAAAAGGUUGAACGCGAGACGGCGGCCCGGAUCUCUGAGGAGAUCGGUAAUCUCAUGAAGGAGAUCGAGAAUCUGGUGGAGGAGAAGACGAAGGAAUCUUCCGACAUGAAUAAACUCGUACGGGAAGGGGGCCCAUUGGUUUACGAUGGGCUCAGGGUUGCCAUGAACUCCAAGACCCUGAACGGCUCUCAGCGUGUGGUGGUGGACGGAGUCCUUUCCGAAGAAGAAUGCCGGACAUUGCAAGCCCUGACCAAUGCAGCUGCUUCGGCGGGCGACGGUUAUAGGGGACAGACCUCGCCCCACACACCCAGCGAGACUUUUCAUGGGGUGACUGUCCUGAAAGCCCUCAAGCUGGGGCAGGAAGGCAGAGUUCCCAUGCCGAGCGCUUACCUCUACUACAACGCCACAGAGAAAGUCCGCCACGUGAUAGAGUCUUACUUCCGCCUGGACGUCCCUCUGCAUUUCUCCUAUACUCACCUGGUGUGCCGGACGGCCAUCGCAGAUAAACAGGGGGGCCGAACAGAUCCCAGCCACCCUGUGCACGUCGACAACUGCAUUCUCAACGCCGAGGCCAUGGUGUGCCUCAAGGAGCCCCCUGCGUACACCUUUCGGGACUACAGCGCCAUCCUUUAUUUAAACGGAGAUUUCGAAGGAGGGGAGUUUUAUUUUACCGAGUUGGAUGCCACGACCGUCACGGCAGAGGUGAAGCCCCAGUGCGGCCGGACGGUGGGCUUCUCGGCUGGAUUGGAAAACCCCCACGGCGUCCGAGCCGUCACGAAGGGCCAGCGUUGCGCCAUCGCCUUGUGGUUUACCCUGGACCCCCGCCAUAGCGAACGGGAGAGAAUCCAAGCCGAUGACCUGGUUCGGAUGCUCUUCAAAACCGAAGAAACCCAAUGGCUCCCCGAAACGGGACCGAACCCCAAAGAGGCCGAAACAGCCCCCAAAGAAACUUCUGAAAAGAAAGACGAACUAUAGAGCCACAUCUGGUUCAAACAGCGGGAUUAUGAAAUAAUUCGUCAUAAUUUGGGGUACGAAUUGGUCUCUGGAGCAAGAGAGAAAACUGACUAUAAACAAACAGUGACUAUAAAAAUACAGGCGGGAGAUAUCGGGGUUUGCCCUUUCCCCGUUUCUUGAAUGGCUGGAAAAUUCAUCGGGUUGAAAGGGACCUUGGAGGUCCUCUAGUCCAACCCGCCCUGCCCGAGGCAGGAGUUUUCAUAUACUGCAUUUUUUUUUUCCCAUGAAAUAUUCCAGCGAUGGAGAACCCGCAACUUCGGGAGACGUAGCUUCAUAACUGAUAGUCCCCCAACAGUUCGUUUAGUGAUCGUUCCAAGUUACGACGGCCCUGGGGGAAAAAGGGACCGUUUUUCAGGCUUAUGACCGUUGCAGGUCCCCCGCAGUCCCGUGAUCAAAAUCGAUUGGCAACUGUCUCAUAUUUAUGACGGUCGCCGUGUCCCAGGGCUCACGCGAUCCCCUUUUUACGACCUUCCGACCAGCAAAGUCAACGCGGAAGCCGGAUUCACUUAACGACCAUGUGACUUAACUUUAUAACUGCAGUGAUUCGCUUAACAACUAUGGCCAGAAAUGUUGUAAAAAUGAGGCAAAACUCGCUUCACAAAUGUCUCACUUAACAACCGUUGGGCUCGAGUGUGGUCUUAAUUCUAGGAUUCACCUAGGAUUCACCUAGGAUCAACUGCCGCGAUCCCCUUAACGGCGGCAGGAAGGGUCGUAAAUUGGGACAAAACUCACUUUGCCAAUGCCUCAGAAAUUGGGGGCUCGAUCACGGUCGUAAUUCGAGGACUUGCUUUUAUAAAUACAUUUUUUGCAAACCUG